AUGAGAGAAGAUAGAGCUGAUUUGGACCAAGGAUUGGGAUGGAUCACGUUCUUGGCUAAGGGAGAGAAGAGAAUGGUGACCUUUAGGCAGCUUGGAAUCUUGUUUGGGUUCAACUAUGGAGAAGGUACCAAGUGGAACUUCAAGGAAAAGGAACUCCAAAGGGUUUGGGCUACAAUCGCUGAUGGAGUGUACUCUUCCUCAAGGUCCAAGGCAGCUCAGAUCAGGAGCCCAGUCUUGAUAUGUGCACAAGGCACUUGCCAACACCUUCUUUGCAAGGAAGGCGACCGGGACAAUCAACGAGGGGGAACUCAACUCCUACCUACAAGAUCACAGCCUACAACACUAGGCAUCAACGAGGAAGGCGCUAAGUGUUGGAGGGCUCAUCACACCUAUCUUGUGUGCUGCUGGAGAGUUGGAUGGGAGUUCCAAUUCAAGUUCACACAUCCAUUGGCUGGACCCUCCAAGCUUCUCCUGCCCAACCCAGAGCUCACCACAGUAGUAAGGGGUGAGAACAUUGACUUCAGACCCCCUGUGUACACAUUAGUUGGGCAUGAGGAUGAUUUGCGAGAAGAGGAGCCUGAGCUCGAUCGAGCUGAGUCGAGCUGA
Messenger RNA from Microthlaspi erraticum, 606 nucleotides. NCBI's taxonomy places the organism in Eukaryota, Viridiplantae, Streptophyta, Magnoliopsida, Brassicales, Brassicaceae. The record is from the annotation of a GenBank genome assembly.